CCCCUCCCUCCCCCCUCCCCUCCCCCCCCUCCCCCCCCCUUCCCUCCACCUCCCCCCCCCCCCCUCCCUCCUUCCUCCCCUCCCCCCCCCCUCCCCCCCCCUUUCCCUCCACCCCCCCGCCCCCUCCCCCCCCCCCCUCCACCUCCCGCCCCCUCCCCCCCUCCUCCCCUCCACCCCCCGCCCCCUCCCCCUCCUGCCCCCACCCCCCCGCCCCUCCCCCCCCUUCCCUCCCCUCCCCCCCCCCCUCCCCCCCUUUCCCCUCCACCUCCCCGCCCCCUCCCCCCCCUCCCCUCCACCCCCCCGCCCCCUCCCCCCCCUUUUCCCCCCCCUCCCCCCCCUUUUCCCCUCCACCUCCCCCCCCCUUUCCCUCCCCUCCCCCCCCCCCCCCCCUCCUCCCUCCCCCCCCCCCCCCCCUCCCCCUCCUUCCCUCCACCUCCCCCCUCCGUCCCUCCACCUCCCCGCCCCCUCCCCCCUCCUUCCCCCACCUCCCCCCCCCCCCCCCUCCCCCUCCCCCCUCCUUCCCCCACCCCCCCGCCCCCUCCCCCCCCUUUCCCCCCACCCCCCGCCCCCUACCCCCCCCCUUUCCCUCCCCCCCCCGCCCCCUCCCCCCCUCCCCCUCCCCCCCCCUUUCCCUCCCCUCCCCCCCCCUACCCCUCCUUCCCUCCACCCCCCCCGCCCCCUCCCCCCCCCCCUUCCCCUCCACCUCCCCCCCCUCCCCCCUCCUCCCUCCCCUCCCCGCCCCCCCCCCCCUCCUUCCCCCCCCUCCCCCCCCCUCCCCCCCUCCUUCCUCCACCUCCCCCCCCCCUCCCCCCCCCCCUUCCCCCCCCUCCCCGCCCCCUACCCCCCUCCAUCCCCCCCCUUUCCCCUCCACCUCCCCGCCCCCUCCCCCCUCCUUCCCUCCACCUCCCCGCCCCCUCCCCCCUCCUCCCCCCUCCACCUCCCCCCCCCCCUCCCCCUCCUUCCCUCCACCUCCCCCUCCUUUCCCCUCCCCCCCCGCCCCCUCCCCCCCCUCCACCCCCCCCUCCCCCCCCGCCCCCUCCCCCCCCUUUCCCCUCCCCCUCCCCGCCCCCCCCCCCCCUUUCCCCUCCACCUCCCCCCCCCUCCCCCCUCCUUCCCUCCAUCUCCCCCCCCCCUCCUUCCCUCCUUCCCCGCCCCCCCCCCCCUCCUUUUCCUUCCCCCACCCCCCCGCCCCCCCGCCCCCCCCUUUCCCCUCCCCUCCCCGCCCCCCUCCCCCCUCCUUUCCCCUCCCCCUCCCCGCCCCUCCCCCCUCCUUCCCUCCACCCCCCCGCCCCCCCCCCCCCCUCCUGCCCUCCACCUCCCCGCCCUCCCCCCCCCUUUCCCCUCCACCUCCCCCCCCCCCCCCCUCCCUUCCCUCCACCUCCUCCCCCCCCCCCCCCCCCCCCCCCCCCCCCCCCCCCUUUUUUUUUCCCCCCCCCCCCCCCCCCCCUUUUUUUUUCCCCCCCCCCCCCCUUUCCCCUCCCCCCUCCCCCCCCCUCCCCCUUUUUCCCCCCCCCUUUUCCCCCCCCCCUCCUCCUCUCCUCCUCUCCCCCUCCUCCUCCUCCCCCUCCCCCCCCUCCCCCCCCUCCUCCUCCUCCCUCCUUUCCUCCUCCUCCUCCCCCCUUUUCCUCCUCCUCUUCUUUUCUUCCUCCUCCUCCCCUCCUUCUUCCUCCUCCUCCCUCUUCCUCCUCCUUUUUCCUUCUUCCUCCUCCUCCUCCUCCUCCUCCCCCCCUCCUCCUCUCCUCCCCUCCUCCUCCUCCCCUCUCCUCCUCCUCCUCUCCUCCUCCCCCCCUCCCCUCCCCCUCCUCCCUCCCCCCUCCUCCUCCUCCCCCUCCUCCUCCUCCUCCUCCUCCUCCUCCUCCCCCUCCUCCUCCUCCUCCUCCUCCUCCUCCUCCU
Molecule: messenger RNA, 1893 nt
Organism: Penaeus monodon (black tiger shrimp)
Lineage: Eukaryota; Metazoa; Arthropoda; Malacostraca; Decapoda; Penaeidae
Product: basic proline-rich protein-like
Source: RefSeq, a predicted model, not a curated record